Ornithorhynchus anatinus (platypus) is the source of this 4834-nucleotide messenger RNA. It is a transcript of the gene LEKR1, whose product is annotated as leucine, glutamate and lysine rich 1. Bases 116 to 2194 code for a protein of 692 amino acids. The transcript is spliced from 13 exons. Lineage: Eukaryota; Metazoa; Chordata; Mammalia; Monotremata; Ornithorhynchidae. The record is from RefSeq and is a predicted model, not a curated record.
UCACCCGGCCCGCGCCGUCGCCUAGGCGACGGGGAAAGCCGUUGGGAAGGGAGCGGAGCCGCCGCCGCCGCCGCCGAGGUUACUCAACUUCAGGCUUCUGCCCUGCGAAUCUUGAAUGACUAUGGACCGUCAUAUCCCCGUGCACGCUUUGCCUGAAGAAAUCCAAAAGAUGCCCCGUGAUGAGACAGUCUGCAAAUACUGUGGUAUCAGUUAUUUGAUCCUUCACGAGUUUAAAGAUAUGGAAGAAAAAAUGAAAGCAAUGGAAAAAGAGAUGAAAUUCUACCAAGGAAGUGUUGAACGUGAAAAAACGCUUCAAGAGAAACUACAGUCUCUCAGCCAAGAUUUUCAAGAGUACAAGUCUGACUGCGAAUCAAAAACAGAGAGAAUAAAAAUUCUAAGCAAGGACUUGAAAAACCAACAGGAGGAGUUGCAGAGUGCCAAUGAAAAGCUGAAACGUUUUGAGGAGAAGUUAGAAGUUGCCCACAAACAAGCACAACAUUUCAGCAAGACAUUGGAUCAGCAUCAGUUAAUCAUGAAAGAAACGCUUCUGCUACUUCCCAGUACUAAAAGUGAUCUAGCUAGAAUCAAAAAAGAAGUAUCUAAUGCUUUCCAGCACUGGACUUCCCUAAAAGGAGACAUUUUUCUGCAACUUAAAACCAUAAGUGAAGUGGCUUUGACAGAAAUAUCAAAACUGAAGAAAUAUCUGGCAGAAAGCCAAUGUGAUAAGGUAUGCCUUGAGAAUGAGGUGAAAGAUCUGAAGUUGUCAUCAGAUGCGGCCUUGAUGAAAACCCAGCAGAUUCAGACAUUGCUUCAGAAAGAAAAUGAGUUACAGAGCAAGUGUCUGGAAUUGCAAAAGGAAACAUUAGGUUUACACAGUCAAGUAGAGGCGAUUGGCCUAAAGUUUCACGAGGCAACAGCUGAGAUGGACAACUAUAAAAAACUCCUCUUGGUUAAAUCAAAGGAGAUUGAUGAGUGUCAGAGAGAACUUAAAAAACUGGAAUUUGAAACCAGAAUUUCUGAAUCACGACAUACUAGAGAACUAAAAGAAAAAGAAGGCAUUUUGCUGGUUUGCCAACAAAUGUGCAAACAGUUGCAAGAAGAAGUGGCUGAAAAAGAAAGACAACAAGAGAACUUAAAAAGAAGAACCAGCUGCUCAGAAAAUGAACUGGAAAUGAUGAAAGCUCUUCUGAGUCAGACAGAGGAAGAAGUUGUAACUCUGAAAAAAGAGAGGGAGAUGCUGCUCGUUUUUCAUCAGAACAGAAUUGAAGAGCUACGGGAUAAGUUCUCACAGAAGAUGAUUUAUGACUGUAGGGAGAAGAUUGAAUUUGAACUUAUUAAAGAUCGAGCCCAGCAUUCGGCUGAAUUCGAAGAGAAGAUCCUGCAACUGAAGGAAGAAGCCGAAUUGGAACUGAAUAUUGAAAAGCAAAAGCAUCAAGAAUUAAUCAUGAAAUAUCAGAGGGAGCAGGAAGAACUACAAAAGAAGAUUUCCAGUUUAAUAUCAAACGCCACCAAUGACCUAAAGCGGGAAGUAACCAUUCUAGAAAAAAAGCUCCAGGACUCUCAAGUCAAACUUGUGGAGAAAGGUGAAGCUAAAGAAAAAGAAAUCCAGAGCCUCAAAAGAGUCAUUACAGAGUUUGAGUCGCGCCUCAAGAAGGAAAUUGACAGCAGUGAAUCACUUCGCCAGGAUUUGAAGAGGGAAAUAAAACAAAAGACAGAUGAACUGGAAAGAGUUGCUCAGGAGCAAAUGCAGCUAAAGAAAAAGAUUAAUCAGGCUGAGGAAGAGAAAAGUUUUCUUCAGGAAACAGUGCGUAGAGAGUGUGAAGAACGCUAUGAGCUGACUGAAGCUUUGUCUCAAGCUAAGCAACAACUCCUGGAACUUAAGAAGCUCAGUGGCAGUUUCCCAUUGUCACCGAGUUCCCACAGUCAGGGCAACCUAACCUCAUCUACUGCCAUGGUCAAUAAUCAUGGAGAGAGAAGGUUUGCAAGCCUAAGCCCUGGAAAAGGAUGCCAAAUCCCUGAGCUUCCCAGUAUCAUAAAGCCUUCUGAUUCAGCAGCCUCAAAUAAGCCCAGAAGCCAUGGCAGUUUAGUUCUGCCCGGUCUUUCUUCUCCCCACCCUCCCAUGAGAAGAGCCUCUUCAGACCGGGAGACCAGACGCAGGAUAGCAACCAUAGUGAGGAGGUGGAGUCAGCAAUGAUUCCUGGGAAAUCAAACGAAAAGCCGACGUCUGAUCUUUGCAAGGCAGAGAGCAUUAGAUGAUCCUACGGCUAAGAGGUGUUGGUGGCUUUAUAUGAUCAAAGAGUGAGAUGAGGGUGUGAAAAACUUCACUGUAGCUUUCUGAAUCAAUAUGUCAAAGUAAGCUCCAUAGAUAAAUUUUCCCAAGGGACCCCCAUCUGACCCCCUGAAAUUGCCCAAGGAAAUCAAGUUCCUCAUAAGCUAAUUUUCAUGCACAGAGAGGGUAUCUUUGAAAGAUCUCAGCUAAAAAGUUUACUCACAAAACCUUUUCUGUUUUGUUGUCACCUUUUACCGGUAUGGGCGUUUCUACGAAAGGGCAAUGAUUUUGUUUGUAUUUUCAUUCAGCUGUAUAAGAGAAAUAGAUGCAUUAAAUAUUUCAAGCUGAACUGAAAAGAGGGAGAGCACUUUGGCCUUUAAAGAGAUAAUUGCAAAGGAUUUUAGUUCAAGCAUUUGCACAGUUCUUAAAAAAAAAAAAAAGCAGCCACAAUGACCUAGUUGUCUUCCUUUUUCUGCCAGAACUAAAUUACACUGGUAUGUUUCCCCUAGAUGCUGACUCUCUCUGUGAGGUUUAACUCCAUUCUAGAAAGUAAAAAUAGUGACUUCCCUCCCUGCAUCUCCCCUACCCACCUUGUCCUAAAAGGUCACUCUAAAAAAAGCAUCUCAAGAACCUGAGAUAAAAGCAUUUUUCCAGAGGGUUGUCGUUCUCGGUUCUGGGCCGAUUGGCCCUCACUAGUCUACUUAGCUAUAAAUACUGAUUUCCAAAUAAUUGUAGUAAUCUCAAAAAAGGUAUACAAUGUCACCUAUGACAUACAUGUCAUCAAUCGCUAAUGGAAAAACCUGUUUUUGAUAAUCAGAAUUAAUUCUCUAAUCAAGUUAUUAAGGAAUCAUUUAAGAAUCCCUUAAAAUGCCCAAUCUUCUUUCUUUAAUCAAAAAUCCCCCUUUCCACCCCAAACUUGUCUUCUCUCGAGAUCUUUCUUAGCUCUGAAACUUCCCCCCACUGAUUUUAGCAAUCACCUGCAAUCUGAACCUCAAGCAUUCUCACAUGGGGAAGCUGCUGAUGGGAGAACAUUCACAAUUCAGGGUGCUGGGGAGAUUUUGUGAGACUUUUUUGUCCUAAUUUUUGAAAGGCCAAAGUGGUUUUCCUUUUGAUUGGUUGUUCUUUCCUCUUAGCAAACAGCAAGCUGUAACUGUAACUAUUCAUUCCCCACAUAGCAGCUUGAUCUUCCAGUGGGAUUCCACAAAAGCCAUUACAUAAAGCUCUAGCAUGACAGUCAGUUGCCAUUGCUUCUGCCUUUAGAUGGAAAUGUUUUGAACUUGAGCCCAAUGCAAGAAUCACUGGAAUUGUGGAAGACUAAGGCGGAAUACCUUUGGAGUCUUGUUAAACAAGGUUUUUGCCCCCAGAACACCCAUAUGAGCCCGAAUCUUCAUCGGGAGGCAUGUCUGAUCUGAAUUUCAUGUAACCUAUGAAAUUCCAAAGUGGUCAGUGUCCGUGGUGAGUUGAAAUACUAAUAAACCUGCCUGUCAGUGACAUAAUUACAAAAUCAGUUUCAGAUCCCAGAAAAAUCACUUUGAAAAUUGAAUCAUGGUUUUCGGGGUGACCCAGGAUGCUUCAAAUUCAUCUAAUCAGAGCUGAUUCUUUAGAAUGAACACAGGAAAUAUUUGAUUUGUGUUUCCUUCAGCCAAGUUUGACUGGCAUAAAUUGUGAAUCACAUUCUCCCAGCCCAUAGAAGAAAAAGCUUUACAGGAUAAGCAAUAUCAGAAAGUGUGUGAGUUAGUUGUUUAAGGAUACAUUAAAGGAAAAAAAUAAAAACUUGCAUCCUUUGCAAUCUCCCUUGAUAAAUUAACUCUUAAUACCAAAUAAGAUAAAAGGCUUUAAUUUUUAGGUAGUCCAUAGAUGAACAUUAUGGCAAGAUUCUGCUCUCAGAUGCACACAGUGGGUUGUGAUUCUAAUAAUCUUGUUCUCCCUAUGGGCAAGGAAUUUCUACUCACCUCGAUGGUAGAUUUAUCCAAAUCAUGCAACUAGAAUAUUGCUAAAUGAGAUUCCUGGGGAGAAAUAGAGGCUCUUUUUCUGAAAUUUUUUUCUUUUGAAGUUAAAAUUACAUUUUCCAAACCAUUUUUCAAACUCUUAUUAUGAGAUCACUGAGCACUUUUUUGUUCAGAACAAAGUUCUAUUUUUUGAUAACUGAAUUGAAGGCAAAUUACUAUUAAAAUUAUGGAAGACCCAAAUCUUUAUUAUUCUAGUGGUCUAAAUAGUCUUUAUAUCACUGCAAAUCCCUUCCACAUGAAGUGUUAUAAAGGAAUCCAACUGUGGAACCAGUGCCACCGAACUCAAUCGUUUAAAUUCAUCAGAUUAUUUGAAACAUAUUUUUGUGUUAGAAGACAGUACAUUAUGUUUGAGAUUUCUCCAAGUCACAGAAUCAAUUGAAACAAUAGAACUACAAAAACUAAGCUGGAAUAAUCUUAAAAUUAUCUUGAAUCUUAUAAAGAUUGAAAAUGUAUUCCAUUGGUGUUUACACAGCCUUCUAAUAUUAAUGUUCAAAGUCAACAUAUUGAUCCUAUGUUUUCAUUCUUAUAUAAAGUCUUAUAGUUCUGAAUUUGAAAA